Messenger RNA from Chelmon rostratus (copperband butterflyfish), 8587 nucleotides. RefSeq names its product tensin 1b (gene tns1b). Gene Ontology annotation, molecular function: protein binding. Bases 691 to 5955 code for a protein of 1754 amino acids. The transcript has 30 exons. Gene Ontology annotation, biological process: fibroblast migration. Lineage: Eukaryota; Metazoa; Chordata; Actinopteri; Chaetodontiformes; Chaetodontidae. The record is from RefSeq and is a predicted model, not a curated record.
GAGGAAGGAGUGUACGAGUGUGUGUGUGUGUGAAAGACAGAAAGACAGUGAGACAGAGAAAGAAAAGAGCUGCGCUUUUGUUUCCUCGAGCUCACGUCCCGUUUCCCCCUGAUCUCCCUGGGAAAUUCACUUCAAAAUUUUCUCUCCCUUCUCGUUACUCAUGUGUCUCCCCGUUUGGGAGGAGGGCGAAAAUUGACUGAACAAGAGGGAGGAGAAAGAGAGGGAAACAGCUAUAGCUCGUAGCCAGACUUCGCCUGCUUAUUCAGCGCUGAGUGCUGCACUGCGCCGUGUCCAGUUGUGGGAUGUUAAGAUUUGCCUUUGGCUGCACUUCUUCCCACUCUCGCGCUCACAUAAAGACUCUUUAGACGUUUUUAUGCUCAUUUUCUGGGAGGAGGAGUGAGAGAGGGAGAGACUAGCCAGACCUUAUUCGCCUGGAAGCCUGAAACACACAUAGCAACUCUCUCUCUCGCUGACACACACACACACACAAAUACACACACUUGUACACUCCUCCAGCUCCGCGCUGCACCAAGGUAACAGCGAGUGGAUUUAGCUUUAGCCAUCUGGACGGAGCGCAGAGAAAAACCCUCUCUGCUGCACGGAGGGGAGAAGGGAAAGGACGAUGCAGCACUAAAACACAGCUGGACAGAGAAAACCAAAGAGAGAACGACACGCACACAGUGAGACAGGAUGGCCACCGCAGUGUUUCAGGUGUCUUCAUCUUGUGUUCCAGCAACAAACUAUGAGCUGGCGCCGAGCAGCGACCUCCCUCUCAAACACGUAGACACCAUGGGCUCAACAAAAUCUUCAAAGAGUGUGGAGUCACGGCGCAGACCAUCGAGGAGUGUGAGUCUGCUGCAGGCCCUGGACGAGAGCUACGAGCUGGACCUGAUCUACAUCACAGAGAGGAUCAUCUCCGUCUCCUUCCCCGGCAGCGUGGAGGAGCAGAGCUACGCCGCCAACCUGCGGGAGGUCGCCUCCAUGCUGCGCUCCAAACACGGCCACAACUACCUGCUCUUCAACCUCAGUGAGAAGCGAUUUGACAUCAGCCAACUUAAUCCAAAGGUGUUGGACUUCGGCUGGCCUGACCAUCAUGCUCCAGCCCUGGACAAAAUCUGCAGCAUCUGUAAGGCCAUGGACACCUGGCUGAGUGCGGACAGCCACAACGUGGUCGUCAUACACAACAAGGGCAACCGGGGCAGAACUGGAGUUGUGGUGGCAGCCUACAUGCAUUACAGCAACAUAUCCGCCAGUGCUGACCAGGCUCUGGACAGGUUUGCCAUGAAGCGCUUCUAUGAAGACAAGGUGCUUCCUGUGGGCCAGCCGUCCCAGAAAAGGUAUGUGGAGUACUUCAGCGGCUUGCUCUCUGGACACAUCAAGAUCAACAACAAACCCCUGUUCCUUCACCACGUCAUCAUGCACGGCAUCCCCAACUUCGAGUCUAAAGGAGGUUGUCGUCCUUUCCUCAAAAUCUACCAGGCCAUGCAGCCCGUGUACACAUCUGGGAUCUAUAAUGUUCAGGGCGACAGCCAGACCAGCAUCUGCAUCACCAUUGAACCUGGUCUUCUUCUGAAAGGGGACAUCCUGCUCAAGUGCUACCACAAGCGCUACCGCAGCCCGUGCCGAGAUGUGAUUUUCCGGGUGCAGUUUCACACCUGCGCCGUUCACGACCUGGGGAUCGUCUUCGGGAAAGACGAGCUUGAUGAGACAUUCAAAGAUGACAGGUUCCCAGAAUAUGGAAAGGUGGAGUUUAUUUUCUCCUUUGGACCAGAGAAAAUACAUGGUCAAGGUGUGGACCACCUGGAAAACGGGCCGAGCGUCUCGGUCGACUACAACACGCAAGAUUCUCUGAUCCGCUGGGACUCGUACGAAAACUUCAACCAGGGCUGCGAGGACACCACAGACGAAGUCAUCCAUACCCAAGGACCACUGGACGGCAGCCUCUACGCCAAAGUUCGCAAAAAGGAGUCUGUCGAAGGAACAGUCACAGCGAAUGGCCUCCCACCCACUGCUGUUGAACACGCCCUACCUGCGGUUGACCAUGCCUUGUCAGUGAGCAGCGACUCAGGAAACUCUACUGCCUCCAUCAAAACUGACCGAACUGAUGAAGCGGCAUCAGUCCCUCAGACUUCCACAGUGAGCCAGACACAUGUUCCUAUAGGUGAGGAGCAACCCGCAGUCCAUCACCACGCCCCAACUCCACAACAGCCAAUCAGUCCUCAAGAAAAACAGGAGCUGGAGCAGCUGCUGAGUGGCUUGGAGGGGCCCAUGCAUCGACAGGGAUACCUGUCCACCCCGACCUCUGCUGUUGGAGGCAUGCUUCACUUGGUGCCUGCCCAGGUCCACGUCAAUGGGCACAGUAGCAUUGAUCGUGAGACGGACAUUUUAGAUGAUGAGCUGCCUACAAGUCAAGAAGGCAACAGUGUGGACAGUUUAGGGACAUUCUCCUCCACUGAUGGUCGGGCUACACCAGCUGAUCUUUACUACCAGUCUGAAUCAGUCAUCAAUGGCCAGGACCAUGUGCCAUACCUGGAGCGCAGUGUCCCAGAAAAGCCUCUGGAAACCGUCCAGCUACAGGUUGGCAUAUCCAACAAACCUGUCACUUUGACCCAAAGUGAUUCAGCCCCAUCCUCGGGUAAUUACAUGGCUACCCAGAAUGGCAAUUUGUACCGCUCUCAGUCAUUUGGUGCAGAGCCAAAAUCUAUGCCACAAGCUCCCACCCGCACCACCAGUAGCAGGGAUGCCGUCCAGCGUGGUCUCAACGUUUGGCAGCAGUUUGGUGUACCUGAGGAGCCAGUAACUGAAGGCCUUACUUUUAGUCCACCUCCUUCUGUAGCAGCGAUGCCCAGCCACCACAGCCUCCCCCAGUUCCCUCAUCGCCACAGCGCCUCCCAGCAAGAAAUUGAGCAAUCCAUUGAAACCCUGAAUCUUCUCAUGUUGGACCUGGAACCGGGCCGUUCACUAGUGCCAAAGUCCCAAAGUGCACCACUGCGGGAAAACAGUGUUGUAGUGACCACCCAGCCGUCCUUCUCCCAGAGCCAAACUAGGCCCUCCUACCAGGCUGAUGCCGCCAUUCAUACCCACUUUUCUGGCCCCAAGUCCAGCCUGGCCAGCCACUCAUCACCUGCUCAGAUGUCACCCGGGAAACCUGGUACACCAGAGCCUGCACCUGUCCAGGGAUCUCUGAGUUACACCUCUGAAAUGGCUGGAACCAGUCCUUCCUCACAAGCCUCCCCCACUGUAGCUGGUCACAUCCAGCUCAAGCCCAUCAACACCUACCCACCAAGCACACUGUCCCAGUCUGCAGAGGUCUCUGAGCCCCAGAGAAGCCCUAGUGCUGCCUCAGCAUCACCUCAGCCAAGAGAUAGUGAGCCAGAUGAAGUCUUCAAUGUUGAGGGUCUGGUGGCCCAAAGAGUGGCUGGUGUGCAGGCCCGUACAGUGUCCUUGGAUGAGCCGACAACUCUGCCUCGCCGCCGCAUCACCAGCGAGGGCCAAUGCCAGAACAGUCCUGAUGAUGAUCCCUCUCCUGAUGUCCCAGUUCGCUCCCCCAUCCGCUGUGUUUCUCCAGAGUUUGUCAACGCCAUAGCGAUGAACCCUGGGGGACGUCCUAAGGAGAGACACAUGCACAGCUACCGCGAGGCCUUUGAGGAGAUGGACGGAGGCCCCAUCAGUCCUACACCCACAGUUGGUGGUGAGGUGUUUCCCCAAACCCCUGCCUUCCCCAUCUCGCCGCAAACCCCUUACUUCAACCUGUGUCGGUCCCCUCCUGGUCUUGCCAAGACUCCACUGUCGGCCCUGGGUUUGAAGCCCCACAACCCAGCAGAAAUCCUCCUCAAUCAAACAGGCUCAGCACCAAGAAGCUAUGUAGAGUCUGUGGCGAGGUCGGCAGUGGUAGGCGGACAGCAGCCCCCGUCACCUCAGAGCCUUAGCCCACCAGGAGAGACUACAGGCCAACAGAGAAGUCCUAGUCCCUCCACCCACAUACUGAACCCACCUUUGUCCAGCAGCAGCCCCAUCCAGAACUCACAGGGUGAUCACCCCUUAGCAGAGAGCAGCGCUAGCACUCCGUCCCAACCCACUACUGAUUCAGGCUUCCGCUCCCAGGCUACAGAGAGCGCCUACCCCACUCCCACCCCGUCAUACCAAGCCCUGAAUACCCCCACUUCUUCCUACCUAGAUUCCAGCUCUCCGGCCUCUUCAUACCUUGGCACUACUACCCCUACACUGUCCUACCUUGGCCCCAACACACUACUGGGGACCUGUGUGAACGCAGAUCCCAGCCCGGCCACCUCAGAACCCAGCCCGCUCACCUCAGAACCCUCCCAAACAAUACUCAGUCAUGGAAGUCCCCAUGCACAGCACCGGACCAACAUCAUUGGCCACCCCACCUACCAUCCACCCAUCCUCCAGCAGCGCUCAAGUGCUAAUCAGGAUGGUUCCAUCGUGGGUCAGCAAACAUCACCAGCUAAUGGCUACGAUGUAGGUCUCAGUGGUAGUCCCAUCCUUGGUCGUCGUCUGUCUCAGGGAGCUCAGGGCAGCCCAGUCCUCAGCAGACAGGCCUCUUUAGGACAGGGGUCCCAGCGGAGCCCGGUCCUAAGCAGACAGCCGUCCCUGGGCCAGCCCAUGCAGAGCAGCCCCGUGCUCAGCCGACAGCCAUCUAUCACUCACCCCCAAGGAAGUCCAGUUUUGGGUCGUCACCCAUCUGUAUCGCAGGUAUCCCAGAGAAGCCCCAGCUUGGACCGUCAUCCCAUGCACAGUGGUUACACCACCCCAGAUGAGAGACAUGGGAACCUGUCAAGACAGAGCAGCUCCUCAGGCUACCAGGGACCACCCACUCCCUCCUUCCCCAUCUCGCCUGCGGGGUACCAGGAUGGGGGGAUGCUGGGAAUGGGCACAGGGUUCCGACAGGGCAGCCCGGCCCCUAGUUUCCAGCCACAGCUUCCGGAGAAGAGGCGCAUGUCGAGUGGUGACAGGCCCAAUGGGGCACUGUCGUAUGGCACGCUGAAUGGGAAGAUAAUUUCCCCAGCGAGUGGAGGAAGCGCUCCCAGCUACUUCCACACCCUCUCUGACUUCUCAAGGUUCAAUAUGCCCGAUGGAAGCCAUGAGAGCAGGCUGAAUGUCAAGUUUGUCCAAGACACGUCCAAGUUCUGGUACAAGCCAGAAAUUUCCAGGGAGCAAGCUAUCGGCCUGCUGAGAGAGAGGGAGCCUGGAGCCUUUGUUAUCCGGGACAGCCACUCGUUCAGGGGGGCUUACGGCCUGGCUAUGAAGGUGGCCUCUCCUCCGCCCUCAGUGCAUCAGAACAAGAAAGGUGACAUCACCAACGAGCUGGUGAGGCACUUCCUGAUUGAGAGCAGCCCCAAAGGAGUGAAGCUGAAGGGCUGUCCCAACGAGCCUUACUUUGGCUGUUUGUCUGCCUUGGUCUACCAACACGCUAUCACACCGCUGGCCCUACCCUGCAAACUGCUCAUCCCUACAACAGAUCUCAUCGAAGAAGUGCCAGAAGUGGCGACAACAAAUCCACUGGCUGAAAGACUGAAACAAGGAGCAGCAUGCAAUGUGCUCUACAUCAACUCAGUGGAGAUGGAGUCCCUGACAGGCCCUCAGGCAGUUGCCAAGGCCAUAUCUGAGACACUGGCUGCAGCUUCUCCACCUACUGCCACCGUUGUGCACUUCAAGGUGUCUUCACAAGGCAUCACGCUGACUGACAACCAGAGGAAGCUUUUCUUCCGACGCCACUAUCCUAGCAACACUGUCACGUUCUGCGAUACUGACCCUCAGGACAGAAAGUGGAACAAGCCUGAGGGAGGCACAGCCAAGCUGUUUGGGUUUGUGGCGCGGAAGCAGGGAAGCACAACCGACAACGUCAGCCACCUCUUCGCUGAGAUGGACCCUGACCAGCCUGCCAACGCCAUCGUCAACUUCGUGUUGAAGAUGAUCGGCUCGCAGAAACGAUGAGAGCUGACAGCGAACCCUGGCGCUUUUUCUAAUGCCUUUGGUUAUUUUCUGCCCUUUUAACCACAGACACUUGCUUUCUGUUUCGGACGAUUGAGCAUUGGGUUUUUACACGUCACCUUAUUUUUCCUGCUUUUACUUUUACGUGUGUGUGUGUUUGCGAAUGUGAGCGGAUGACAGCGAGAGUGUGCGGCGUGUUUGUGCGUGCGUGCCGCUUGCAUGCAUGCGCUUUUCUUCUUGGACGGACUCGAGAAUGGACCAGAGGAAGUGCAGGAUGGGGGCGUGGCUGUGUGUGGCAAUGGGAUGGGAGGCAAUUUUAUCUCCCAGGCAGGGUAGCACAUGAACAGGAAGGGGGAAUGACAUUGUGUGUGUGCAAAUGUUAUUUUUUAGCGAUUGUUUCAUUUUUAUUUUUUUAAAGAAGAAGUCAAGUUGUGUGAUGUAAAAGUGGAUUGUAAAUCUAUCAGGCUUUUGACUGGUCAACCAAAGAUUUUAAAAAAGUAGUCAGGGCGUGUAUAGUGUGCCACCGUCGGAGGGUCGGAAGUAUUCUUUUGUAAAACAAAUAUGGCUGCUUAAUCAAAAAUACUGAACUGUUUCUCUCUGUAUGUACUGAUACUGUAGGUCAAUUCUGCACCGUUGCCGUCUUGCAAACAGCGUUUCCGGACAUUUUUGCAGCUGGUGAGGUCUGUGUAAAUAUUCUAGGUUGCUUUAUGAGUAGGACUCUUCUAGAUGACAUUUGGUGCCUGACUUUCUUUUGUAAUGCAGAGCUUUUUAAAGAAGAACAUCAAACUCUUCCAGGCCGUCUUAAAUAUGCAAAUAGCCAAGCUUGGAAAUAAGGUUGUUCGAUGCAGUGGUGUCGCUAAAGAUGCAACAGAUGUUAUUCCUCUGAAGUGCAGCUAGCGUCUGACGAUAAGUGCUAAACUCGGUGCAUCCGUAAUAUCCACGUGAACACAGGAAAGCAUCGGUAAGACGGCCAUGAUUCAUUGCAUCCACACAAACUCGAUUGUUUUGGUCAGACAAGCAAAGAGGGCGAUUUGCUUCCUAUCUGCGCAGCACAUAGCCACACUACAGGGCCUGGAGUUGUUCUGCGAGGACGGCCUUUAUAGAAAAGUGUCGUCCUGCUACACUGCUCUUCAGUUUUCUGUUAAUAGAAAGAAGCUCUUUGCAUCAGCCGGCCAAAACUGUUAACACUCACACCCUACCCAAAAGUAAGCUAUACAUAUAAAUAUACAUAUAGAGAUAUAUAUAUAUAAAAAACUUCCAAACAGUGACUUAAGAUAUUUAUUUUUUUGCUUUGUUGCUCUAUGUUAUCUUGUAUACAUGUAUUAUAAAGUAUACAUCGAGAUUACUGAAAGCGAGAAGAAAAGAUUGCUUUUUAUUUUGGCUAAAGUCGAGUGUGCUGACAUAUAUAAGGUGUAAAGUGUGUGCAUUUAGAAGUGUAUCACUGUUGUUUUUGAAUGUUUUUUCACAGCAUUACUUCCUUUUUUUUAACAUUCUUGUUUUCUUGGGGAGGGUUUUUUUUUUUUAAGAGAGGGGAAAUAUUUUGUAUGAAAGACUGUUGUUGUGACUAAAGUCCAAAUUUGAGUUAUCCUAAAGUGACGCAGACGCAAUUGUUUAAUUAACUUAAACCUGCCUAGAAAAUACAUUGUCCAAGUUUAGCACUUAAAUGUUGAAGUAUUAUUAGUGUGUUUCUACAUGUCAAAAGAGAAGAUGUGGACAUUGAGCCAUCUCAUGUCAUCACUGCAUGUGUGGAGGCGGGACUUACCAGCUCCCCUCCAUUGUGUUUCGCAGUGCACCUCAGCAGGGAGCUGGGCUUGUUCAUGGAAAACUAGUCAGUUCAAUAGUAGCUGCUGCCCUCAUGUGGUCUCAAAAUAUCAUUACAGAGGAGCCACUUUUAUCCCGAUGCAGUGUUUUAGCUGUGGCACAGCAAAAAACAAGUGAAUGUUUAUUUGAUCACUGAGAAAAUAAACUGAAACAGCCUUAAUUUUAAUGUUGAGUCGUGUGCUAAUCAUCCUAGCAAAUGAGUUCAAGGACUGAAUAGAUUACAACCCCCCUCCUGUAUGCCUGAUGCUCUAGGAUCAGUUGGCAGCAUGAUUAUUAACUAAUUAAAUAAGGGUUAGUUUGGGGGCCUGCAUUGGCUCCAAUAUAUGUCUUCAAAAACUGAAAAUACAGCACUUACAGGGCUUUUAUAUCUGACUAGAAUGUUCCAUUAUUUAUUAGCAAAAGCCUGCAUGCUCGAGUCAAGUUGUUAUCUUAACACUGCUGACUGUAAUCUGUACACAGUAUCCUCAAGUCUUACUCAACCCAGCCCUUUCAGAAAGACGCCCACAGAUAGGUCUCAUCAGGUUUUGAUUUGACUCGGCUGAUGAGACAGAAGAAUCUGUGUUUGUGCCUACAAAAUGCUUGUUGAGAAAAGAGGACGCGCUCUCCUUUAAACUGAAUGUUCGCCAUUUGUUUGCCAGGAUGGAAACUCCAGUGGCGUCUGCCCACUCUGACAGAUCAGUCUGGACUGUAGAAUGUGUGUGAAUGAGCUACUAUGCCUGUAUAGAGCUUUUUGUCAUUUUUGAUUUGCUACGAUGUAUGGCUUUUACUAUUUCUGAUGAAAAAAAAACACAUUAAAAAGCAGUACAAAUCAAAA